This is a messenger RNA of Aspergillus neoniger CBS 115656, 499 nucleotides long. RefSeq lists its product as uncharacterized. Bases 104 to 499 code for a protein of 131 amino acids. The record is from RefSeq and is a predicted model, not a curated record. NCBI's taxonomy places the organism in Eukaryota, Fungi, Ascomycota, Eurotiomycetes, Eurotiales, Aspergillaceae. The transcript is spliced from 6 exons.
GUGGGGUAGACCAUACUAGAGCUCCUAAACAGAUGUAGAGACGCAUAUUAUCUGUAGCGACUCCCCCGACAUCCUUCAUAAGAGGGCAAAAGCACGGACAAACAUGUCCGGAGACUCUUCCUCAUCUGGGCCCAGUUUCUGGAAAGACACUAUUGACGGGCAUUUUCUGUCGGUCCAUUCAGCCAAGUACAAAGUCUUGUGCGAAAGUAUCCCCGGCGAUUAUACAUGCCACUUAAAAGGGCUGGACAAGUCUGCAAGGCCUUAUAUCCUUUAUAAGAAGCGUAUGCUCUCGACUUUGGACCCCCAGACUGGAGGGAGCGAUCAAUGCGCCAUGCGUCUAUCCUCAACCGCUCACUCUCACUACUCCGUCGAGUCGGCACCGCGAACCCCCAGUCUAGUAUAUGAGGCUCAUGUAGACCAUUCCAAAGAAGAGCCAGUCAAGCUUGUUCAGAAGUGGAACAAUAAUCCACGAGGGAUGGUUAUCUGCCUUUUGCUUUAA